This is a messenger RNA of Siniperca chuatsi (mandarin fish), 4473 nucleotides long. RefSeq names its product peptidase M20 domain-containing protein 2-like. Gene Ontology annotation, molecular function: dipeptidase activity. The transcript is spliced from 7 exons. Lineage: Eukaryota; Metazoa; Chordata; Actinopteri; Centrarchiformes; Sinipercidae. Bases 1009 to 2229 code for a protein of 406 amino acids. The record is from RefSeq and is a predicted model, not a curated record.
UAAAAUAACUUUUAAUGGGUUGUUUUCCAUUGCUUUAGUACAUUUUAACAUUUCACAAGAUUUAAACAGAAUGAAAGGAGCUGUAGCCCAACACAAUUGGUCAAACUCAUCAAACAGUACAUGAUACAUCAAGGCUGUCUGGCUAAGUGCAUUCCCCAGGAAUUCUUUGUACAAAAACAAAACAAUAGCCUCCACACUGAGGCAAAUGUGUAUGUCCAAUAGGUGAUACAAUUUUCUGAAUUUAAAAUAAAAAGUGAAGCUGAAAUGACCCAAAACUCCUCCUGUGAAUGAAUUUACAUACACUCAGUUGCCAGUUUAUUAGCUUGCUCUGCAAUAAUGUUCAUAAGCUGUUAUUUAGUCUAAACCUCAUUGAUAUAAAUGGGGUGGACAAAAUAAUAGACAUACCUGUCAGUAUAACGCACCACAAACUGCAGCCUCCAAAAUGACAGUUCAUCAACACCUCUUUUAAAACAUUUUCAACAAAAACUGAACAUUAUAACCCUGUUAGUGGAAGGAAUGUAACUAAGUACAUUUACUCAAGUACUGUACUUUAUAUUUCUACUCCACUACAUCUCUAAGGCAAAUAUUGUACUUUUUUCGCUGUAGUUACUAACUAGUUACUUUUCAGAUUACAAUUUUACCCUUUCAAACCAUGUAUCUCCAAAAUUAAUGAAUUAGAAGUUCUCUGAUAAACUGAAGUAUUAAUUGUUUAUACAUCUACAGCAGUAAAAUGCAACAUACACAUUAAUGCAGCAGUAAUAUUAAUCCAAAAGCAUCAUAUAUAGUAGUAAAACACUGACAGGGACAGUUUUACCGCAGAAUGAGUAUGUUCAGCUAUAAAAACUAAACUUUCAAAUGCAAAUUUACAAUGGUAAAACUACUUCCGGCGUAAAAGCGGCGGCUCCGCCCAGUUUCUGAUGUUUCUGAAUGGUACUUCCUGGAAGACAGCAAAUUGUGUCAAUAGAUCUUCGCACAACACCAAAGUGAAGCUCAGGACUGUCAGGCCACAUGGAGAAGCGACAGCAGAUGAAAGACGCCCUCCAGCUGUGCAUAGACAGACGUAAAGACGAGCUGCACAGUUUGAGUCGGGACAUUUGGAGCCGACCUGAACUUGCCGGAAACGAGACGCAUGCGCACGACAGGCUGGUCCGCUACUUCUCUCAGGACCAGACGUGGACGGUCGAAAGUCACUACAAACUACCGACUGCAUUCCGGGCCUGCUGGGGUCCGGUCGGUGGCGGGGAGGGUGAGCCGGGGCUGAACGUGGGGUUCAUGUGCGAGUACGACGCGCUGCCGGGUAUCGGGCACGCGUGCGGGCACAACCUGAUAGCAGAGGUGGGGGCCGCCGCCGCUCUGGGGCUGAAAGCUGCUUUAGAAAGCCAGACUGAACUCCCUGUCCCAGUGAAGAUAACUGUUCUGGGAACUCCUGCAGAGGAGGAUAUAGGAGGAAAGAUCGAUCUGAUCAAGGCGGGGGCGUUCGCUGACAUCGACCUCGUCUUCAUGGCUCACCCAGCUCAGCAAGAUGCUUCGUGCCUGCCCUGUGUUGCACUUGAUGAGGUGUUAGUGAAGUACCACGGGAAGGCAUCUCAUGCUUCUGCAUACCCCUGGGAGGGAGUGAAUGCCCUGGACGCUGCUGUGCUGGCCUACAACAACCUCUCUGCGCUCAGACAGCAGCUCAAACCAGAGUGGAGGCUUCACGGCAUCAUCAAACAUGGAGGGGUGAAGCCAAACAUUAUCCCUGCCUACACUGAGUUAGAGUUUUAUCUGCGCACGCCGCUGGUUAAGGAUCUCUGUGACCUGAAGGCUAAAGCUGAGGCUUGCUUCAGGGCAGCUGCUGUUGCCACCGGCUGCCAAGUGGAGAUAAUCUACCCCGCCCAUGCCUACUAUAACAUUCUACCUAAUGCCACACUGGCAAACCUGUAUGAAAGUAAUGGAAAAGCUUUGGGGAUUCAGUUUCCAGAGAAGGCAGCCAACUUCUCUGGUUCUACAGACUUUGGCAACGUAUCAUUCAUCGUCCCUGGUAUCCACCCUUUCUUCUACAUCUGCACCGAUGCGGUUAAUCACACUGAGGAAUACACCGAAGCAGCAGGAGCUGAAAAGGCCCAGUUGUUCACCCUGAGGACAGCCAAAGCCCUGGCUAUGACAGCUGUGGAUGUAGUGUGCUGCCCUGUUCUGCUGAGGCAAGUGAGAGAGGACUUCAGCCUUGCCAAACUGAAACAGGAGAAAUGAGUAGAAGGGACAGCUUUGACAGCUCCAUAAAAACAAUGACUUAAUAAUAACAGGAAAAAAUAAUUAGGUGUUUUAAUGUAAUGUCUAAAGUCACUGUGCAUUGUCCCUGAAAAAAGUUAAAAUAGAUACAUUAAUAUCUAUCUAUCUAUCUAUCUAUCUAUCUAUCUAUCUAUCUAUCUAUCUAUCUAUCUAUCUAUCUAUCUAUCUAUCUAUCUAUCUAUCUAUCUAUCUAUCUAUCUAUCUAUCUAUCUAUCUAUCUAUCUAUCUAUCUAUCUAUCUCAUAGGACAUUUUAUACCUGUCAGGGUUGUGCACAUGUUGGCAAACAGCAGUUCCAACAGUUCGUAUGUUUACCCUUGAAGCAUAGAGCCAUAAAACUACAACUCAGUGUGGUACAUAAUAUUUAUGACAACAGAGCUGCUGUGUAUCUCAAAGACCACCUUCAUUGGGUUGGACGAACUCGUUCCCACCAGAGUAGAACUACUGUUACCGACUGGUGCUUGCUGAGGUUCAAUACCAACAUGAGUACCUGUUCUUUUAGAUGGUGUAGUGCCAGGAAUGAUGUUACCUUUGCACAUUAAAAUAAUAAUUAAAAUAAAAGUAAAUAAUAUAACACUGCAAUUUUGAACAGAAGGUAAAAUUAUGGCUCAUAGGACACUAUGAAGUGUAAUUUUAUGUAAUUUCUUAUGCUAGCAGCAUGGUUGUUUGGUUCACCACGUUGGUCCAAACUGAAAUAUCUCAGUAACUAUUGGAUGGAUUAAGAUAAAAUUUUGUUCAAACAUUCACGGUCCUAGCGGAUGAAACCCUACUGGCUUUAGUGAUCCCCUGACUUUUCCUCUAGCGCCACCCUGACGCUUGACCUUUUUGGCUUUAUGGUCCCACAACUAUUGGAUGGAUUUCUGUGAAAUUUGGUUCAGACAUUCAUGUUCCCCAAAGUUGAAUUGGUGAUCCCUUAACUCAUCAUACUUUGGUUUAUGAUCAAAUACCUGCAAAACGAAUCACAUUUACAUCAUCCUCAGCUGUAGUUCGCGUUUAGUGCUAAUUAACAAAUGUUAGCAUGCUAAGAUGUGUUAGCAUUUAGCUCAAAGCACCCGCAGACUUGAUUUUUUUUUUUGAUGAUGAUAGAGGUAUUUAUUGUGUUGGUUUGUUGGUAGUAUGAUGUCGCCCAUUCACUCAGCGUCUUACAUCUUUGCUAUCUUUACAUCAACAACCACAAUUUAAAUAAGCCUAAAUCUUUAUUGUGGCGUCCUUUAACAUUUUUGUACUUGUGAUUUGAUGUCCUCCUUCUUGUAAUGUCUAAGCUAAUUUUAUCUAAAUAAUCGUACUAACAGUAUUUAUACAGAAUGUCAUUUUCACUUAUUGCCGACAUGACCUGAUCUGGAAGUGGUGUUGCAUUCCCAUGAAAUCCCAUUGACCUAUUCACUCAUUUAGAUUUCUGGGCACGCUUUCAAAAAGCUCACAGUUCGAUUUAAAAACUUUCACAGAUGUGGUGGAAAAUCAGGUUCUGGACAUCUUUUUGAUGCUUUAUCCUUUUCAUGUCUUUCUGCUGCAGUGAUGCCUUUGUUUGUUUGUUGUGAUGUUUUUGAAGGAUGAUGGUGCACAAAGUUUGAAUUGUCACCGUGCCCUUUGGGACGUUACGUGGAUUAAAACAAAAGUAAAAAAAAUUGAAAAAUUCUUCAGCAUAAUCCACACUUUUGCCUGCAAGAAAUCAGAGAAAUUGUUUUUAAAAAUAGGCUUACUGUUAUAUCCCUUUACGUCACAUGUGAGCAGUUAAUGGUAUUAUAGAAUAUGCAGUUUAUAUGAAUGCUUAUCAGCAAUCAGACCUGUGCCAGUGAGAGUAGAGAGACCCUGCAGCUGGUAGCAAUCCAAUGUCUAAUAUCUGUGAAAGCUUAUCCUCCAGCACUGUUUAAAUAUACUGUAUAAAUAUUUGUAAGAAGAAGAAGAAAAUAGGAUCAAAAUUUGGGACCAAGACAGAGGUCUAACCAGAAAGAUGUCGCCAAAUGCUUCAACUGAAAUGAAGUGUCUGUUGUUUGUGUAUUUAGUUGAUUUGAAUUGAUUGAUGACUGCAGAAGCAGUACUCAGCCAUCCAUCUCAGUCCAUUUCCAUUUUUACAAACUAAAUGUAUUACAUGGAGAUUUAAAAUGCACAGUGUUGUGGUUGUGUUGUUCAGCACCUACGCUCUGCUCAAAUAAUUUUCACAUUUUCAGAAAACAAAACAUUUAUUAAACAUUUUCCCAUAUAUAACA